Gopherus evgoodei (Goodes thornscrub tortoise) is the source of this 3711-nucleotide messenger RNA. RefSeq lists its product as uncharacterized. NCBI's taxonomy places the organism in Eukaryota, Metazoa, Chordata, Testudines, Testudinidae. The record is from RefSeq and is a predicted model, not a curated record. The transcript has 3 exons. The coding region runs from base 1 to 1920 and encodes 639 amino acids.
AUGGCACUAGCCCUUCUGGCCAGUGUUACACUGGGAACUCAUGUCCAGCUGAUUGUCCACCAUGACACCUCUCCGCGCAUCUGGCCACUCUACCUACGUCACACGAAGCUCCGCGCCUCUGGCCACUCUACCUACAUCGCGCGAAGCUCCGCACCUCUGGCCACUCUACCUACGUCGCGCCAAGCUCCGCGCCUCUGGCCACUCUACCUAUGUCACCCGCUCUACCUACGUCACACAAAGCUCCGCGCCUCUGGCCACUCGACCUACGUCACACGAAGCUCCGCGCCUCUGGCCACUCGAACUACGUCGCGCCAAGCUCCGCACCUCUGGCCACUCUACCUACGUCACACGAAGCUCCGCGCCUCUGGCCACUCUACCUACGUCACACGAAGCUCCGCGCCUCUGGCCACUCGAACUACGUCGCGCCAAGCUCCGCGCCUCUGGCCACUCUACCUACAUUGUGCCAAGCUCCGCACCUCUGGCCACUCUACCUAUGUCGCGCCAAGCUCCGCGCCUCUGGCCACUCUACCUACGUCACACGAAGCUCCGCGCCUCUGGCCACUCUACCUACGUCACCCGAAGCUCCGCGCCUCUGGCCACUCUACCUACGUCACACGAAGCUCCGCGCCUCUGGCCACUCUACCUACGUCACCCGAAGCUCCGCGCCUCUGGCCACUCUACCUACGUCACAUGAAGCUCCGCGCCUCUGGCCGCUCGACCUACGUCGCGCCAAGCUCCGCGCCUCUGGCCACUCUACCUACGUCGCACGAAGCUCCGCGCCUCUGGCCACUCUACCUACGUCGCACGAAGCUCCGCGCCUCUGGCCACUCUACCUACGUCACAGGAAGCUCCGCGCCUCUGGCCACUCGACCUACGUCGCACGAAGCUCCGCGCCUCUGGCCACUCUACCUACGUCGCACGAAGCUCCGCGCCUCUGGCCACUCUACCUACGUCGCACGAAGCUCCGCGCCUCUGGCCACUCUACCUACGUCGCACGAAGUUCCGCGCCUCUGGCCGCUCUAUCUACGUCGCACCAAGCUCCGCGCCUCUGGCCGCUCUACCUACGUCACGCGAAGCUCCGCGCCUCUGGCCACUCUACCUACGUCGCGCGAAGCUCCGCGCCUCUGGCCACUCUACCUACGUCACAGGAAGCUCCGCGCCUCUGGCCACUCGACCUACGUCGCACGAAGCUCCGCGCCUCUGGCCACUCUACCUACGUCGCACGAAGCUCCGCGCCUCUGGCCACUCUACCUACGUCGCGCGAAGCUCCGCGCCUCUGGCCGCUCUACCUACGUCGCACCAAGCUCCGCGCCUCUGGCCGCUCUACCUACGUCGCACGAAGCUCCGCGCCUCUGGCCGCUCUAUCUACGUCGCACGAAGCUCCGCGCCUCUGGCCACUCUACCUACAUUGUGCCAAGCGCCGCACCUCUGGCCACUCUACCUAUGUCGCACGAAGCUCCGCGCCUCUGGCCACUCUACCUACAUUGUGCCAAGCUCCGCACCUCUGGCCGCUCUACCUACGUGGUGCCAAGCUCCGCGCCUCUGGCCACUCUACCUACGUCGCGCCAAGCUCCGCGCCUCUGGCCGCUCUACCUACAUUGUGCCAAGCUCCGCGCCUCUGGCCACUCUACCUAUGUUGUGCCAAGCUCCGUGCUGCUCGCCGCUCUACCUACGUGGUGCCAAGCUCCGCGCCUCUGGCCACUCUACCUACAUUGCAUGAAGAUCCACGCUGCUCGCCCUAUGUCGUGCAAAGCUCCGUGCCUCUGGCUGCUCUACCUACAUCGCACGAAGCUCCGUGCCUCUCGGAGCGGUGGUUUUGUCAGCGUGGGAGGGGCGUUCCGCCAACGGGAGAUGCAGUGCAGCAUAUACUCAUCCAAUGUUCUGUCAACGAAACUGACUUCUGUCAACAAAACCCUGUAGUGUGGACAAGGCCUUAGAGAAGUCUGAGUAUGUUAUGUCAACUGUUACCUUUACCAAUCAAACUUGUCAUCUCAUCAAAAAAUACAUCAAGUUAGUUUGACAGGGUCUAUUUCCCAUAAAGCUGUGAUGAUUGCCAUUAAUUAUACCACCCUCCUUUAAUUCUUUAUUAACCAAGUUCUGUAUCAGCUGCUCCAUUUGUUACACCUCCCCCAGAUCGGUGCUACAACCCCAGCUUUGGAACAGACUCUUGGAGGACCUCUCCAGUCGGCCAGACCCCUCAGCAGGUCCCACUCUUCCUUCAGGGCAGGCCAUGCAGCUACACCACCUCUGGAGAUGGGUCUUCCCUGGCUCUAGCACUUACUACCUCUGGGUCCAAGGGCACCGGCCAGUGGCCUUUGGUGAGGUCUGUGGUAAUGAGAUACCAGGCCCCGCUCCAACUUGUCUAGGGUCUCAUCAGUCAAGAGCACGGGGUAGGCAUCAGACACAGUGAUGGCACUGAGCUUCUGAUGGUCCCCACUGAACCAGAUCAACCCGUCCUUCCUGGGGAUCAGCACCACAGGCAAGGCCCAGGGGUUGGAGGAUGGCUGGGUCACCCCUAAAACCAGCGUGUCCUUGCCCUCUCUCUCCAGGUCCUGGGCUGGUUUCCUGUUUGCAGCAGACACCAAGUAAGGCCCAGCAGGUGCCGUAUCUGUUUGCCCUUGGCGCCAAAGGCAUUCAAAAGACUUUUCCUUUGAGUUGUUAGUGACUCACAAACAGGUGACAGAGUGCCCCUUCUCCUCCCCUUUUGCCCACUCUUCUCACAAAUGUUACCAUCAGGGCUUUGAGAUCCCUAGGUGGGGAUAUCCCGGGGUCAGCUACCCCCACGUUGCCUUUCCCCAGGUCCCACAUCUGGAGCAGCCCCAUUGGUUAGUUUCCCAGGACCCAGGCUUGGCCUCAUUCCUUUGGGUUCGUUUUCAUACCCAAACCCACAAACAUCUGCCAACCAGUCUGCACGGUGCAGCUCCUCCGGCUUCCUACUAGCACCAGGUUCAGCUUGCAGGACAGAUCCUGGCGUUGCUCAAACCCGAGCAGCUCGAAAAAAUGUGUGCGGAGACAAACUCCCAUCUGGGAGCAGGGGGGGCUUCCAUGUACAUCGAUCUCUUGGGCACUGCACACGCCAAACCCUCGUCCUGUGAGCACCACGCCCUCCAUCUGGCUAUGCACCUCUAUCACCAGGGCUCGGGCAGGGGCGAGAUGGUGGGACCAGGCUCAAAGCGCAGCCGUCUCAAAGGCCAAAGUCUGUAUCACCCUCCCUUAAACUGGGCACUUUGUACAACAUAGGUUCCCGUGGACUCUUCCCACUCGCCCCUCAAUGGGACCUCAUGCUCCUCCACAUCCAGGGGCUACUGUGGCUGCUUUUCCUGGUAUAUCCAGUGUCUCAGUCAGCUCCCUGCCUUGUGUACACCGCUGGGCUCCCUCCCUCCCUCUGCUGCAGCUCCAGAGAUGGGAAUUGGGCGUGAGGACGCCCUGCUGCUGCAUUCAUUGCCUUUGGGCUCUCAGAGCCCCGCCUGGGUCUGACCAGCCUUCUCCAGUCAUGCAACCAGCUGCACUCCCACACAGCUCUGCCAUGCUCUUCCUAGGGAGGGGGUGUCACGGACCCACAGGGUCUGGGCUCUGACCCCAACCUGGGAACGGUCCCUGGGAGGGACCUUCAGUGGGCCAGACCCCCCAGGUAUCACUCCUCCCCCAGGAUGAGCCAUGCAGCCUCCUCACCUCCUGCCUCAGCCCAUCGCUGGGCACCUGAGAGCAGUG